UGGCUCGCUCACCGCACCCACCGCCAUGCCCGAGGGGACGAGUGGCAGCUGCUGACCGCCGGAGUUCGCCGGAGGCGGCCGGAAGAAGUCUCUCCGCUGCCGUUUCCCGCACGUCUUCUCUCCCCCGGCUUCUUUUGUAAUCUAUUGCCGUAUUAGUGGGUUCCAAGGAAAUGGCUGGUCAACCAAGUGGCACUGACAAAGAAGUCAUCAAUGAGCAAAUGAUUGCAAAUAUGUAUGCCAACAUGCGCUCUGAAAUGAAUCAACUCUACUCCAAGAUCACAGAGCUGGAAAUGGAAGUCAGUGAGCACUCCCUUGUGAUCGGCGCAAUCGAGCCACUCGAUCCCUCAAGGCGCUGCUACAGAAUGAUUGGGGGAGUGCUGGUUGAAAGGACUAUAAAGGAGGUCUUGCCUGCAGUGCAACGCAACAAAGAGGGCCUCGAGGAAGUCGUUGCUCGCAUGAACGAGGCACUGGAGAAGAAGAAGAAAGAAAUCACCGAGUUCGAGUUGAAAUACAAGAUCAGAAUUCGGAAAGCAGAUAGUGACACCCGGGAAGAAAGCGGCAUGAAGGAAGGAUCUGCGCAAGCGCAAGGUGUUCUUGUAGGCCCUGCCUCUGGGCAGUAGAGGCGAUAAAAAUAGACAGCUUUUUUACAAACUGAAGUUUCUCCCAUUUCAAUUCCGGGUUGGUAAGGCACGUGAUUAAUCCACGUUCUGCUCUUACCUUUGGUACAUCUGGUUGAAUUUCCAUGUGACUGCCUGAUAUCCAAUGGUACUGUUCAUCUGACCAGUUUACCCCCUUUUUUUAGCUUUGCAGUUUUUCAGGUUUGUUCUGUCGAUGGAUGUAUGCCAACUUGUUUGUGGAUACAAUUGUUCUAUGCCUAAUAUGCAAUCUCGGACUCAGUUAUGGCU
Oryza brachyantha (malo sina) is the source of this 905-nucleotide messenger RNA. Its product is annotated as probable prefoldin subunit 2. Bases 171 to 620 code for a protein of 149 amino acids. Gene Ontology annotation, molecular function: protein folding chaperone. Gene Ontology annotation, cellular component: cytoplasm; prefoldin complex. The transcript has 2 exons. Gene Ontology annotation, biological process: protein folding. Lineage: Eukaryota; Viridiplantae; Streptophyta; Magnoliopsida; Poales; Poaceae. The record is from RefSeq and is a predicted model, not a curated record.